Messenger RNA from Calliphora vicina (urban bluebottle blowfly), 2070 nucleotides. RefSeq lists its product as uncharacterized. The transcript has a single exon. The coding region runs from base 1 to 2070 and encodes 689 amino acids. NCBI's taxonomy places the organism in Eukaryota, Metazoa, Arthropoda, Insecta, Diptera, Calliphoridae. The record is from RefSeq and is a predicted model, not a curated record. Gene Ontology annotation, biological process: DNA integration. Gene Ontology annotation, molecular function: nucleic acid binding.
AUGCACGGGUUUGCCGAUGCAUCGAAAAGAGCCUACGGAUGCUGUAUUUAUAUACGAACCAUCUGCGAUGAUGACGUCACUGUACAUUUGUGGAGUGCUAAAUCAAGAGUAGCACCACUGAAGACGCAAUCCCUGCCAAGGCUAGAAUUGCUGGGAGCUGAACUGUUAUCAAAGUUGGUAACGAAGACGAAGGCUAAUUUUCCGAUAAAAAUUGAUGGUACCUAUUUGUGGACUGAUUCGGAAAUCGUACUGGACUGGCUAAGUGAGCAUCCUUCAAAUUGGAAUACUUUUGUUGCCAACAGGGUGUCGUCAAUUCAAGAAGAAACUAAAGAUUACAUAUGGCGUCAUGUCCCCUCCAAAUCCAACGCAGCGGAUAUAAUAUCAAGAGGUGCGUAUGCGAAUGAAUUGCUGGAUUCGUUUUGGUUUACAGGGCCUAGUUUCUUGAAGAAAACGUGUGAUGAGUGGCCAGAAAAUAAAUCAAGGAAGAAACGAGCUGAUGUCGAUGAAGAGAGAAGUACUACGGCUACUACAUUGCUUAUUAAACCUACUGCCAACAAUUUUCCCCCUGAAAAAGCUAAAGAAGAAGAUAUAAAACAAUCGUUCAUUGUGUGGAUGGAGACUUAUAGAGAUUUUGAAAAGCUGCAAAAAAUUAUUGUUUGCCUGUAUAGUUUUCGUAAUCGUACAAAGGAUAUGAGCGAAAAAUUAGAUGAAGCGCUGAUUCGAAUAGUAUAUUGUGUGCAGCAGUAUUAUUUUAGUGAAGAAAUUGCUUUGCUGUUAAAAAAUCGUGAAUUGCCUGCAACAAGUAAAUACAAAAGCCUCAGUCUUUUUAUAGAAAGUCAACAUGGUGUACCCUUGCUACGUGUUGGUGGUAGAUUGGCGAAUUCAGAUUUGCCCUAUGACGCAAAACAUCAAAUUCUCCUGCCGAAUAAUUCAGAAACAGUUAAAAGUUAUAUAAGAUUUCUUCAUAUGAAAUAUCUGCAUGCUGGUACUCAAGCCUUAAUGGCUAUCAUCAGACAGCGGUUCUGGGUCUUCCGUGCUAGAAGUGUCAUACGUUCUGUGACUGGUAGCUGUCUUCAAUGCUUUAGAUGUCGUCCAAGACUUAGCAACCAAAUUAUGAGCGACUUGCCGCAUUCAAGAGUAGCCGUUGCGAAGCCGUUCACUGUUACUGGUGUGGAUUUCUGUGGUCCUAUUACAACUACAUAUAAACUGAGAGGUUGUCGUACAACGAAAAGCUACAUUGCUGUUUUUAUAUGUUUUAGCACAAAGGCUAUACAUAUGGAGGUGGUCUCCGAUUUGACUGCAAAGGCCUUCUUGGCAUCAUUGAAAAGAUUUGUGGCUCGUCGAGGUUUAUGCACGCAGCUGUUCUGUGAUAAUGCUACAAACUUCGUAGGUACCCGUAGAGAGCUAGAAGAAAUGAAGAAGACGUUUUUUGAUCAACAAGUUCAAGGUAAAAUAUCAAAAUAUUGCGCUGCUAACAAUAUUCAAUUUUGCCACAUUCCACCGCGAUCACCCCACUUUGGCGGAUUAUGGGAGGCGGCUGUAAAGUCAGCCAAAUACCAUUUAGCUAGAAUUUUGGGUCAAUCGCAUUUGACAUUUGAAGAGCUUACAACAGUGGUUACUGAAGUGGAAGCUGUCUUAAACUCAAGGCCGUUGACAGCUAUCUCCAAUGAUCCGAAUGAUGAAGCUGUUUUGACUCCUGCCCAUUUUUUGACUGGUGGUCCGUUGGUGGGCAUUGCUGAACCUACUGUCGACAGCAAAGACUGGUCUCACUUAGACAGAUGGCUAAGAAUUUCUGCUAUACAACAACAUUUUUGGAAGAGAUGGUCGAUGGAGUAUCUCCAUGAACUUCAACAAAAAGUCAAGUGGACCAAGAAACAGAAAAACUUAAAUGAAGGUGAUCUGGUGUUAGUUGCCGAAGAUAAUAUGCCCCCUAAGCAAUGGUUAAUUGGUAGAGUUCUCAAUGUAGUUAGAGAUCAAAAUGGUUCUGUACGAGUAGCAGGUAUUAAAACAAAGAAUGGUGAGAUUCAACGAGCUAUUCAUAAAUUGGCUCCCAUACCAAAAGAAGAUUGA